Molecule: messenger RNA, 1134 nt
Organism: Mangifera indica (mango)
Lineage: Eukaryota; Viridiplantae; Streptophyta; Magnoliopsida; Sapindales; Anacardiaceae
Exons: 1
Coding region: 374-808 (144 amino acids)
Source: RefSeq, a predicted model, not a curated record
AACACUCAUCCCGAUACACCCUUUCAUGCUUGGCUCUCUUCAUCUUCAGCCCAGUUUCCAGAUCAGACUUAUUCAAUUCAAGUACCCUCUCGUUGAAACUCUCAAUCAAGAGAUUGCAUUGUAUAAUUAUUUAAUUUAAAUGUUCUCUUAGCACGAACGAGAUCAUCAGGAUUACAGUUGGUUUGUGGCUAGAUUAGACAAGGCCAUCCAUUGACUUCUCGUUCUUGCAUUAUGCCCCACGUCGUGCACUCUUGAAAAUUUUCUUCCUUCCUCAGCGAGUUCAUCUUCUUUUUAUUCAACUUUUGGAUAAAGGAUUAGAAGAAGAAGAUCAUCAUAAAAAUUGAGUUAGAACUUGUUUCACUGAGUUUACUUGAUGGGUUCAUACAUUUUCUCUGUGAUCUGCGUUCUGCAUUCAUUGUUUGCAAUAACAUGCGGAUCCUUAAUAAUGUUCUAUCUUAAAGAAACGUAUGUGUUUGGUUUGGGUGUUGAGACGGCCAGAAGGCUUUCAGGAUCAACCCCUCAUGAUGAAUUGUUGCUCCAGAUUUCCAAUUCUUUUGCGGGAUUGCUUCUAUUCUUUGUUGGAUUUUUGCUUCUAAUGGUGGCGUCUGUGAAGGACAUGGAGUUCCAGUGCUUUUUCGCUAAAGGGUGUAUGUUAUUACAUGUAUCAAUGGCUGUUUGGAGGAUUGCUUUUGAGAGAAAGCUUGAAGAUUUGGCUUGGGAUUGGCCAAGGCAGGUGAUUGGGGACUUUUUACUGGCACUUUCUUGGGUCUUUUUUUUGGUGAAAACUUGGAGAGACAAGUAUGAUUGAUUUCAACUAAUCCAAGGUACUGAGUUUUUGGUUAUGGCUCCGUCCAAUCCAGUUUUCUGGUCUCAUUUUUAAUGUAUCAAUUGUGGUCUUUUGAGGCUUUACUAAACCAUCUGAGAUUGGUAUUUUGUUGCACUUCGGGAAAUGUGUUAUUGCUUGCUUGCAUUUAGUUGAGAGGAUUUUGAAUGUUGAAAGAAGUCAGGUAGCUAAGCUUCCUGGUAAAAGUGCAUACUGUUGUAAAGAACUGAAAUGCCCCAUUGUUGGGUAGUUGCAUUGAAAACCUCCAUUGAAGAUAUAUAUGGAAAACCUUAAUGUGUCUGUUCAUAAUA